Musa acuminata AAA Group (dessert banana) is the source of this 1139-nucleotide messenger RNA. Its product is annotated as NADH dehydrogenase [ubiquinone] flavoprotein 2, mitochondrial-like. Bases 93 to 989 code for a protein of 298 amino acids. Gene Ontology annotation, molecular function: NADH dehydrogenase activity. Gene Ontology annotation, biological process: mitochondrial electron transport, NADH to ubiquinone. Lineage: Eukaryota; Viridiplantae; Streptophyta; Magnoliopsida; Zingiberales; Musaceae. The record is from RefSeq and is a predicted model, not a curated record. The transcript is spliced from 10 exons.
AGGUUUGGAGAACCACGCCGAACGAAGCAAUUUUUGUAGGGUGAACCGGUCCGGCUCAGUCGAUUUUACGGUUUAAAUGGGAGUGAACCGUAAUGGGUCUUAGCAAACUGAGGACGACGUGCUGGCUGCCCAUUCGGUCCUUUCCUAAUACACCGCCCGGUUCCGAUUUAAGUCUCUCUCACUCUCUCUCGGGAGAUGCCACCAUGUUGUCGUCGGCGGCGUCCCUCGCUUCCAAACGCCUCCUCGCGAUCAGUCGAUUUCUCCGCUCCUCCUCUCCGGUUGCAUUCGCCCCCGCCAGAUCUUUCUCCACUGCUUUGAACUACCACCUUGAUUCGCCUGACAGCAAUUCGGAUCUUCCAUGGGACUUUAGUGAAGCAAAUAAGGAAAAGGUCAAGGAGAUACUCUCCCAUUAUCCUUCCAACUAUAAGCAGUCUGCUGUUAUUCCACUGUUGGAUCUUGCACAGCAGCAACAUGGCGGAUGGUUACCACUGUCUGCAAUGAAUGUGAUUGCUAAAGUUAUAGAGGUUGCUCCUAUUCGUGUGUAUGAAGUUGCAACUUUCUAUUCGAUGUUUAAUCGGACAAAGGUUGGUAAGUAUCAUCUUUUGGUUUGUGGAACAACGCCCUGUAUGAUACGUGGAUCUCGUGAGAUUGAAGAAGCCCUGCUAAAACACCUGGGUGUUAAACGCAAUGAAGUGACCAAGGAUGGAAUGUUUUCUGUUGGUGAAAUGGAGUGCAUGGGCUGUUGUGUUAAUGCUCCAAUGAUCACUGUGGCUGACUACAGCAAUGGUUCAGAAGGAUAUACAUACAAUUAUUAUGAAGAUGUUACACCCAAACGAGUAGUUGAGAUUGUUGAGAUGUUGAGAAGGGGAGAAAAACCUCCAGUAGGGACGCAAAAUCCUGAUCGCAUUAGGAGCGGACCAGCUGGAGGGAACACUAGCUUGCUCGGGGAGCCAAAGCCUCCACCGUGCAGGGAUCUGGAUGCCUGCUGAUCAUCGGUUGAGUUGUGCCAUGAAUAUCGAGAAUUGGUGCAACUUGGCCUCAAAAAAUCUUGAGAAGCUUGCCAUUUCACCAGUUUCGACGAUGAGCAAUAGAGACAAUGGUUUUGUUAUCUACUUAUAUUAUCUCAAGAUAAAUUGCAA